Messenger RNA from Alternaria atra, 828 nucleotides. RefSeq lists its product as uncharacterized. NCBI's taxonomy places the organism in Eukaryota, Fungi, Ascomycota, Dothideomycetes, Pleosporales, Pleosporaceae. The record is from RefSeq and is a predicted model, not a curated record. Bases 1 to 828 code for a protein of 275 amino acids. The transcript has a single exon.
AUGGAAAGACACUUUCAGACGCAGCACACUGAGCAGAAACGCACCAGAGGACGCCCAUCGAAGGCUACUGUAGCAACUGCGCCCCAGUGGAAGAAAGUGUCGUGCCAGCGUCUCUUCAUAGGAGGCUCUAAAAGUCAGUACUUUGCAGUUAUCUCGCCCGCUGAAGUCAAGGAGGGAGAAGAGGCGCAGAGACGCCAAGAAAUGGCAACCAAAUUACCCGAGGCAGAAUACAUACGCGUACAAAUCGACGAGGCACUAGAGCAAGGCAACCAGGUGAUGAGCGCGCUUGAGAACGUGAUUCUGGACAACGCUGCGCCGACUGAAGUCUCACCAUGGCUCGAGAUGACGCGAUGGCCGAAAUAUCUCCAAGGCCAUUCAUUCGAUGAGGUAGCUUUGUUGGCAAGCCCUGCUGACCAAGCAUCAGAGCCACUUCUAGUUGAGUCCUCUGAUAGCUUGGAUCGCAUAGUAGAAGAAGCGCACAGCUCGAUACGGAACGACAAAGUCAACGUCUUUGAUCAGGCGCGCAUUAACAGCUUCAUCCAGCGGAGACGAGCUUUUGACCGGCCACUGAUGACUAAACUCCGCGAUUCGACAUAUCGGAACUACAAGCAGGUAUUCAAAAGACUCAUAUGUUUUGCAUACCGUACCAUCCAACCAGAAAAUCGCGUCGCGCUCGCCUAUCGUUUGACUACUUGCCAGCUUGGACACCUCGAUCAGAUGAUAGGUGUUGGCGAGGAGCUCGCUGAGUUCAAGCAAAGCCAAAGGCAAGGGAACGGCGUCGAUCAAGGGCCAAGAACUAUUCAUAGAACCAACGACUGGACAGCUUAG